Molecule: messenger RNA, 3248 nt
Organism: Pteronotus mesoamericanus
Lineage: Eukaryota; Metazoa; Chordata; Mammalia; Chiroptera; Mormoopidae
Gene: SMIM12
Product: small integral membrane protein 12
Exons: 2
Coding region: 101-379 (92 amino acids)
Source: RefSeq, a predicted model, not a curated record
UGAGGCCCCACGGGCCGCUGGGAGGGGCGAUAACGGCGUUCCCGGCGAGCAGGCGGAGGGCGGGGGCCGGCCGGAGGAGUGUGGCGGCGGCUCAGAUGUCAUGUGGCCUGUGCUUUGGACCGUGGUGCGUACUUAUGCUCCCUAUGUCACAUUUCCUGUGGCCUUCGUGGUUGGGGCUGUGGGCUACCACCUGGAAUGGUUCAUCAGGGGAAAGGAAUCCCAGCCUGUGGAGGAGGAGAAGAGCAUCUCAGAGCGUCGGGAGGACCGCAAAUUGGAUGAGCUGCUAGGCAAGGACCACACGCAGGUGGUGAGCCUUAAGGACAAGCUGGAAUUUGCCCCUAAAGCUGUCCUAAACAGAAACCGCCCGGAGAAGAAUUAAUAGAGGACACGGGGCCAUAUAGGCCCUUCUGUGGGCUGUGACUGGUGCUGGCCACCAUGUUGACCCAGCUCCAGAACCCACAUCUGAUUUGCUUUGUUGCUUAUUCUGGCCCCUUCGGCACAACCCGGCCACGCACAAACCGCCUGCUCUUUGGUCAGGAAGACACACUAGCGCUGAAAGGCCAAGUGAAGAGGAAGGCCCUGGAGGGUUCCGGCCUGCAGGCUGCAUCUGUUGCGUGGUGGCCACGACCACUGGGCUGCUGGGCGCACUGCUGGAAGUCGUGUUAUGAAGUGGACGUUGGCUGUCUGUCUCUGUGGGGAGGCAGCUGGCCUCAGGCAGCAGUGCAUGGGAUUGGGGUGCUGCCUUAGGAGAGCUCCCACACCUCUGGUUCCCGUUUGAAUGGGAAGAAUUCAGAUAUCCACCUGGUUCCCUUCACUCAUUUGCCCUGCCCUUUGUGCUCGCUUUCUGAAAUCCUGCCCUCCCAGCUCAGGAAGUGGGGGAUUCCCUUGGGAAGGAGAGCACUUUUCUGUUCUUGGCAGCCCAGGCGCUUCACCUCGGGGCGGGUGAAUUUGCUUGAAAAUCACCAUCUUCCACCUCCCGUCACUGUGUAGUGCAAAAGAUGAUUAAAGUGGCAUCUGAGAACCAUAGUAAUCUAAUCCGAUCUUCCAGGUGGUGGUUGGGGUCUCCUUAGGAGUUAUGCAAGUGCAGGCAUUUCAGGGUGGGAUAACAUUGGCCCUUAACCGGGGACUCCAGGGUCCUGGAGCUUCUUUUUAUUGGUGUGGUCGCACUGGGUCCUGGAGGCCUGCGUUCUGGAGGCGCAGGUUCCCAGGAGCUUUUCUAUUGUGAUGUUAAGAGGCUUAUUGGACCUUUCAAAAAUCUAAGAGCAGACCAGGAACCUUAACAGUUAUAAAAUUUUCCAAUUUCACAAACACACCCUUUUCCCUACAAAAGUAACGUAUGUCCUUUAAAGAGCAUUGGAGAGGGAUUUUUAAGAAAAGGGCUCUAGUACAACUCCCAGAACCCUUAACACAAUUAAAAGGCUACCAUUUUGUUACGUUUUUUUAACAAUUCCCCUAUUGCUAGUGGGCAUUUGGAUUGUUUCUGACUGUUCAUUGGCAUAAAUAGUGCAAUGAGUAUCUUACAUGGGUAUAAGGCUUUUCCUGCGUUUUGGACUAAAUGGUGGGAAUAGUAAAUGGCAUUUUGGGUGGAAUGGUAAGAACAAAUUUAAGCAUCUCAACACAUUAUACCAAAUGUCUUUCCUAAAGGGCUGUAGAAGUUUAUACUAGAAGCUACCACUUAAGGUGCUGCCGGUGAGAUUGGAAGGGGAGUGAGAGCAGAGGGCAGGAGGAGGCAGAAGAACCUAUUGCCUCAUGAAGUCAACUGACAGUUAACCUAAGUGAGCUUUCAAAGACGGGUAAUGUGCAUUUGAUGAAGAACUAAGUGCCUUUAAAAAGGGAAAGGGUGUGUACCUGCUUCGUAUCUCAGGAUCUGAGGCCUGAUGGUGCUAACAGGUGAUGCAGGUAGAAUUCCUGAACAGGUUGGGGCACUAGCUGUGGAAUGAGAGGAGCUGGGAAGAUGUGGGAGGUGGUGGCUAGAGAGGAGGAGGAGCCAGUCAGGUUGCCAAGGCCUAGAGGGAAUGUUGACAUGAGCUGCUGUUGCUUUUCUGGGAACAGAUCGGAUGGGGAGAAUGGGGAAGGAGUGUCUGCUACUGAAGCAAGGAUGGAGCUUUUCGUUUUGAAAGGAUAUGCCAGGCUGAGCUUGGUUACAGGCUCUGCCUGAUGGGCAGGCACUGGCAGACCAGUUCUCCCCCUUGUGGCAGGCCUGAGCAUGACCAAGCCUGGCAUCGCUUCCCUGGGCUUAACUAGGAACAGCAAAUGGGGGUGCUUACAGGGGUCAGUCAGGUGGCUCAAAUGAUUGCGCCAGGCCAGGAACUGGAAAGCGCAGGUCUGCCUAAAGGGGGCAGUCACUACUCAGCAUCUUCCAAUUUCUGCUGCUGAUACCAGAUUUUUUUAGGAUUUUUGCGCAUGUGUUUGUGUGUAUAUGUGGUCUUCUGAUUUUUAAAUGUUGAUUCAUUUAAUUUUUUUAAUCCUUACCCAAGGAUAUGUUUUUAUUAUUUUCAUUGAUUUUUAGAGAGAGAGGAAUAGAAGAGAGAGAGAAAGAAGUACCAGUGUGAGAGAAACAUCUAUUGGUUGCCUCCCGUAUGCGCCCUGACUGGGGAUUGAACCUGUAACCUUUUGCUGCAUGGAACAAUUCUUGAACCAACUGAGCCACCCAGCCAGGGCAACAAUUCAUUUUUUAAAAAUGUUCUAAGCAUGCUAGCAUACCCAUGGGGUUAAUUGGACCUAUUGGCCGCCAAUUUGUGACUUCUCAUCUGUCCCUCUCCUCUUAAUUGAGUGAUUAAUUAUUUGGCAACCUAACGAUUUGUGGCAAAUAUUAGAUCCUAGGAGUGGUUACCCUUGGAACAGUUUUGAGCAUAUUGCACAAACGUAGGGUCAGCCUAAGCAAAACAUUAGCGGACAGAAAAAGCUACACAAACACCAAAAAGUUUUUUCCAUAGAUAGACUAAGACAUUGUGGAUUUUCAGAUAUUUUAGAAGAUUCCUGUCACUGCCGGUGUAUCUCCUCCCAGGGCCUGACUGAGGAAGCCCUUUCUUUGGAAACCCAAGUUGCUCCCUCUUCCAGGCUCAUGUUAGUUAUGCCCUCUUUUAAAUAACUUCGUUUCCUAGGUCUUGCCCUCACUGAAUCUCUGCUUCCAGCAAGUCUAUUAAUAUUCUCGGUGAGCUUUCUUUCCCACGGCUGGCUGAGAUCUGCUGCAGUAAGAGCAUGCAUGCUUUCUUGUAUGCUAGGCGACAUGAAGUGGCAGGGUGGAA